UGGACAGUCUUUUCAGUGGAUGUCUUAAAUCCAGCAAUUUCUGUCAAUUCACACAUGAAAUCUAUCAAUCAGGAAUUGAUCUAGUUUUCUCCUAGGAGUUCUUUAUUGAUUAGCAUAAUUUUGGUCUAUGGAGGACCUAUGCAGUUUAUGAGCAAAAAUUGAUUUCUCUGUGUCACUUCUUUUGGUCCAUCUCUUCUUGUUAAAUUUCAGGGCACAUGGCAAAACUUUGAAAAAAAAAAUUGUGUUUAAAUUUACAGUUAAAAAAAAUUGAGAGUAAACUUUUUUGGACACUAUAGAUGUGGGUGUUAAGGAGACUUUAAUAUUCCUCCAGUAUUGGAAUUCUGUUCCCCCAGUAUUGGAAUUCUGUGCUGGUCCUAUCAAUUCGGGCAGUGGCAAGAUCAUUUCCAUGGAGCAUUCACAGUUGUAACAAGGUUUACAGUUGCUUUUCCUUUUCCUUGGACCAUAACAAGAAUACACACAGAAGCAUCAUGGAGACAUAAAAAUUCAGAUCCCUGCAGAAAGACUGCAUAAGGUGAAUUCCUCCAUAGCCUACUGGACUUGGCCAUUGUCCCCCUUCUGGCAGAGCUGACUGGACACUUGAAGAAACUCCUCCCAGACAAUUAUGGGGGUCCACGUGGUGGGAGUCGUAGCAGUCAUCAUCUUCUACAUCUUAAUCCUAGGGGUGGGACUCUGGGCAGCUCGAAAAUCCCGAGGGGAAACAGACAGUGAGAAUGUGAUGCUGGCGGGGAGGAACAUUGGGGUUCUAGUGGGGGUCUUUACCAUGACAGCUACAUGGGUAGGAGGGGGAUUUAUCAAUGGAACAGCUGAAUACAUAUUCAAGGAUGGCCUGGUGUGGUGUCAAGCUCCUUUUGGAUAUGCCUUAAGCUUAGUGUUUGGUGGUCUAUUUUUUGCUGAGAAGAUGAGAACGGAGGGUUAUGUGACAAUGCUGGACCCCUUCCAAGAGAAGUAUGGACAAAGGAUGGGGGGUCUCUUAUACAUUCCUGCCCUCCUCGGUGAGGUGUUUUGGACAGCAGCCAUUCUAGCUGCUCUUGGUGCUACGAUCUCUGUUAUUAUUGACAGUGAUGUAAAGACGUCCAUUAUUGUGUCUGCCUGUAUUGCCGUAUUCUACACCUUGUUUGGUGGACUGUAUUCUGUUGCCUACACAGACGUUGUACAGCUCUUCUGUAUAUUCUUUGGUCUGUGGAUAACCAUUCCAUUUGCCAUGACUAACGAACAUGUAGGAGACAUUGCUGUUAAUGCAUCCUCCUUAUGGAUCAAAUCCAUUGACUCUCAAUACACGGGGGUGUACAUCGAUGGCAUGCUGCUGCUGAUUUUUGGGGGAAUCCCCUGGCAAGUCUAUUUCCAGAGAGUUUUGUCUGCCAAGUCGGCAUUCAAUGCCAAAAUCCUGUCCUAUGUGGCAGGGGUGGGCUGUAUUGUGAUGGCCAUCCCCUCAGUCCUGAUUGGUGCUAUAGCAACAACUACAGACUGGAACAGUACUGACUAUACCCUUAAGGAUCAUCGAGAGUUCCCCAUCCCCCCAGAGAACAUGAAUCUGAUCCUCCCUAUGGUAAUGCAGUAUUUGACGCCCACCUGGGUGGCAUUCUUUGGUCUGGGGGCGGUGUCUGCAGCUGUGAUGUCAUCAGCAGACUCCUCCAUUCUGUCUGCCAGCUCCAUGUUUGCCAGAAACAUUUACAAAUUAUUAUUUAGACAACAGGCAUCAGAACAAGAGAUUGUGAAUGUGAUGCGGGUGGGUAUAUUUGGAGUGGGUAUCCUAGCAACAAUAAUGGCCAUCAUGGUGGAUUCUAUCUACAUGCUGUGGUACCUCUGUUCUGAUCUUGUGUACGUCAUUCUGUUUCCGCAGCUUGUCAGUGUCGUCUAUCUGAAAGGCACCAACACCUACGGAUCUUUAGGAGGGUUCAUUAUUGGCUGGUUCUUCCGCUUAAUGGGAGGAGAAAGCAGCAUGAAAAUUCCAGCUGUCAUAAAGUACCCCUGGUACGAUGAGGCCAGUGGGACACAGCUGUUUCCAUAUAAAACCUUCUGUAUGCUUCUGUCCUUUGCAUCCAUAAUCCUCAUCUCCUACCCUGCAAAAUACAUGUUUGAACGAGGAAUGAUCCCCCCUAAAUAUGAUGUAUUUAUGUGCAUUGUUAAUUUUCCGGAAGAGAGUAUAGCGCUAGCAUCCAGUAAAAUGUCGGAACUGACCGCUGUGACUCCUACAGAGGUGAAUGGAAAAAUCAACCCAGCUCUCAAAUUUUCACAAGAUGACUUGCUUGCUGUUGAGAAGCAGUAUGGAAGGAAAGAAAAUGGAGAUACGGAACAUGCCAAGUUCCUAACACCAGAUGAUGCUCUCCAUCAAAAAGAAUCUCCAUAGGAAUUUUCAGUUUUGAUUGGUAGAGCCCCUGGUUACCAUAUCUCAUGGCCAGGAUAUCGAAAGUAAAGGGAAACUACUCCUACAGGAAAAACUCCAUAAGAUACAUUUUUAUAUAGAUAGUGUUUCAUUAAAAUUUAAGUAUUAUUUGAAAAAUGGUGAUUGCUGAUACAUGUAUUAGUAAAUGCAUUUAUUCAGACUGCAAUCAAAUUUUUAGUACGGUAUUCCAGACCGUAGCAUACAGUUAAGUACUUUGGUUUGUUUACUGUGAUACUGUAAAAUUUCAAGAGAGGUUUAAUAAAGAGAACUUUUUUAACAUUAAUCUGGUAUUAAAAUGAUUCUUCUAAAUUAGGUGUAACUGGAGGGAUUACAGAGAUACAUGCAACAUUUGUAGUUACUAGUUUCCUACCUACAAACUCAAAGAAAAAAACUGGUCUCCUAUGAAGACCCUUGAGCUUUUGAUAAAUGUCUUUUAUUUUGGCCAGUUGGCAAUAUGAUACAAGUACACCUGUUGUGAUAGAAUAAAUUUACCAGCAGCUAA
Molecule: messenger RNA, 2906 nt
Organism: Saccostrea echinata
Lineage: Eukaryota; Metazoa; Mollusca; Bivalvia; Ostreida; Ostreidae
Product: high-affinity choline transporter 1-like
Exons: 9
Coding region: 623-2368 (581 amino acids)
Biological process (GO): transmembrane transport; acetylcholine biosynthetic process; choline transport
Cellular component (GO): plasma membrane
Molecular function (GO): choline:sodium symporter activity
Source: RefSeq, a predicted model, not a curated record